Molecule: messenger RNA, 1658 nt
Organism: Oncorhynchus nerka (sockeye salmon)
Lineage: Eukaryota; Metazoa; Chordata; Actinopteri; Salmoniformes; Salmonidae
Product: cell adhesion molecule 2-like
Exons: 8
Coding region: 59-1108 (349 amino acids)
Source: RefSeq, a predicted model, not a curated record
GUCGGGCCAGUUCCCCCUGACCCAGAAUGUGACGGUGACAGAGGGGGGUACGGCCAACAUGACCUGCAGAGUGGAGUACAAUGACCAGACCUCCCUCCAGUGGUCAAACCCGGCACAGCAGACACUCUUCUUCGGGGACAAGAAAGCCUUGAGGGACAACCGGAUCGAGCUGGUUCGGGCAACGUGGGCGGAGCUUACCAUCAGCAUCAGUGACAUCAGCUUAUCAGACGAGGGCCAGUACACAUGCUCCCUGUUCACCAUGCCUGUCAAGACCACCAAGGCCUUCCUCACUGUACUGGGAGUCCCAGAGCGACCAGAGAUCACAGGGUUCACUAAGCCAGCCAUGGAGGGAGAUGAGAUCACUCUGAUCUGCACCACAUCUGGCAGCAAGCCUGCGGCACACAUCCGCUGGUUCAGAAACGACAAGGAAGUAACAGGCACUAAGGAGGUCAACGCCACAGGGAAAUCGUUCACAGUGAAGAGCACUCUGCAGCUGCAGGUGGAUCAGAGUGAUGACGGGGUGGCCUAUACCUGCAGUGUGGAGCACGUGUCACUUUCUUCCAACCCUUACCAGGUCACAGAGGUCCUGGAGGUCCAUUACGCCCCCCAUGUGGAGAUUUCCCACUCCGUGAUCAUCCCUCAGGAAGGACAGUACUUUAAACUGGAGUGUGUCUCCAAAGGGAACCCACUACCAGAGCCAGUGUUGUGGUCUAAAGAUGGAGGGGAGCUGCCUGAUAUAGAGAGGAUGAUCGUAGAAGGCAGGGAACUCACCAUCACCGCCCUCAACAAGACAGACAACGGCACGUAUCGCUGUGAGGCCAGUAACUACCUGGGGACGAGUGGAGCUGAAUAUGUCCUGUUUGUAUACGAUCCCAAUGCACCAGGACAGCAGGACCCUGACCAUGCAUUAAUUGGAGGUGUUGUGGCUGUGGUUGUGUUCAUCACCUUGUGUUUGAUCAUAGCUCUUGGGCGGUAUCUGGCUAGGCAUAAAGGGACGUACCUAACACACGAGGCUAAAGGAUCUGAGGAUGCCCCUGACGCAGACACAGCCAUCAUCAACGCAGAGGGGAACCACGCAGCAGAGGAGAAGAAAGAGUACUUCAUUUAGAGCUGUUCGUUCCGUCCCCUUUAUGUUUCCACCUCUGUUCUUCUUUCUGUCUGAUUUGUUUAUUUCACCAGAGGCAGGGGCGGACUAGGACCAGAUAUCGGCCCGGGCAUUUCAAACGCAUCAGCCCAUCUGUUUCCUUGAGGCACCCACUAUUAAGCAAAUUAUUAUUUUUUAAUUCUGGCCCACUGGCAUUUGCCAGAAUUGCCCUAUGUCCGGUCCAUCUCUGCCAGUCGACCAACACAGUCUGCAGUUGGCUCAGUGCUGCUGGGGCAGGAACCAGUUCUUUGUCCCCUCCACUCCUCUCCCGAAAGAGAAAGCUCAAGUUUGGUUUUACUGGUCGGUUUUAACAAGCAAAUCGAUAAAAAUGCUGCCUUGUUUUUACUGCAAAUGUACUCCGCUACUUGUACUCAGUGUUUUAAAAAGAGCAGAUCCUGUUUCAUUCAGGUUUUUAGAAUCUUUGUUUGUUGUCAUGUUUUAUUUGACAUUUCCUAAAUAUACAGACCGUUUUCAAUCUGCUUCUGACAUGUUUGUUUCAACUCUUAGUUUUUUG